GGCCGCUAGGUUGCUGCGCAGUUCUCCGGAGAGGAGCGAACGAAGGAGAGAGAGACGGGAAGGCGCAGCCGGGAGAGACUUGUGGAAAUAGCAGCCGCGGCAGCCGCUCCAGGCUCGGCCCCCUCCCGCCUCAGCCACCGAGAGCGAGAGAGCCACAGCCUGGCCGGGGCCGCCGCGACGAACCGCCGUAGUCUGUUACUGAAAUCAUGAAUCCUGUCUAUAGUCCUGGAUCUUCUGGGGUUCCCUAUGCAAAUGCCAAAGGAAUUGGUUAUCCUGCUGGAUUCCCAAUGGGCUAUGCAGCUGCUGCUCCUGCCUAUUCUCCUAACAUGUACCCUGCAGCAAAUCCAACAUUCCAAACAGGUUACACGCCGGGCACACCAUAUAAAGUCUCCUGUUCACCCACAAGUGGUGCAGUACCUCCCUAUUCUUCAUCGCCCAACCCCUACCAAACUGCAGUGUAUCCGGUUCGAAGUGCCUAUCCACAGCAGAAUCCAUAUGCACAGCAAGGCACUUAUUAUACACAGCCUUUAUAUGCAGCACCACCCCACGUAAUUCAUCACACUACAGUUGUGCAGCCCAAUGGAAUGCCAGCAACUAUGUAUCCAGCGCCAAUUCCACCUCCUAGAGGAAAUGGUGUUACUAUGGGAAUGGUGGCUGGGACCACAAUGGCAAUGUCAGCAGGUACCUUGUUGACAACACAUUCCCCAACUCCUGUAGCCCCACACCCAGUUACGAUGCCCACUUAUCGGGCCCCAGGAACUCCAACCUAUAGCUAUGUGCCCCCACAGUGGUGAUUACCAGGCAGUGUUUGAAGAUGGGAGAUAUGCAAUCAAGUAACUGAGGUUUAAAAGUUGGUGCUGAAGCCCUCAUGCCUCCAACCAGGACUUAUUUCUUCUGAAUGCUUGCAACCCUUUGCUAAACACUAAUUCCAGAUCACUGAAGAUUUCCCAGUGCUGCAUAUCUUACAUCUUGGAACUCCAGCAGUUAGUCUUAAAGCAAAUCCUGUUUUGUGGACUGUCUUGCAAUUUUUUAGCUAAUUAUAAUGAUUAAAGGGAGUAUAAAUUUAUUGAUCAUAUCUAGUUGAAUGCAUGUUUAAGAAACACACAAAGCUUGCUCAAUCUACCUGCUGUGACUGAUGCAAAAACUGUCAUAUGCAAAAUCCAAAGGAGCCGAAAAGUAUUUUACAAUUUGUUUUACUAAUGCACUGUUGUUAUGUAUGCAGGGUCUUAAAAGGUAGAAUUGUGAAAGUGAUUCUUUUUUCAUAGAAAAACCAUACUAUACAUUAGGAAGUGCUUUAACCUUUUAAGGUUAAUGGAGGCACCAGUUGACAGGGGCACCAUAAAGUGAUAUUUUCCUUUCCUAGUUCAGUGACUGGAAAAGGAGUUUGUAGAAAUCUUACAGAGGAUCUGUUUACCAUGCAUACCUAUUCCAUUUCCAUUUUUUGAUUCAGUGUUACAUGGACAUUCUUAAGGAUAAAUUAUAUAAGACAUGUUGUCAUCAGUGAACAAAAGCAGCUAUUCUUGCUGUGUGGAUCAUCAAGGCAUACUUAUUCGAUUAGAUUAUUAGGUGGAAAAUCUACAUAAUGGUUUACCACCUAGAAAAAUCAUUGUUUCAAAUGAUUAAUGAUGUGUCCAGAAGACUUCCACACUGCCAGUAGAAUUAAAUUGCAUUUGGCUUCAUUUUUUUCCCUAAGAGAAUUGACUAGUCCUUCUCAUCUAAAAAUGUUGCAAUUUAGACCAGCUUGCUUUUGUAAAAUGUACUAAUGCCAGAAUAUUUCAGUCAGUAGGAAGAAAUUCAACUAUGUGUUCUGAAGUAAGCUUCCAUGUUUAGUAUUUAAAGGAGAACAAACAAUUUUAAACAGCUUUUUUAACUGGCUUGAUUUCCUUGCAGCAUGGAUAAUGAACAAAGUGUAGCAAAAGGGGGUUGCCUGGAUGCAAGAUUCCCCCUUCCAAAUGGGUACUAAAUUAGAACAUAUAUCAAGGUAUAGAGGAAUUCAUUGGAGAUAGUGGUUUUUGGUGUUAAACAUCACAACCUCUUUUUGCCUCCUAAAAUUGCAUUUGGAAAACUGAAUUAAAGAAGCAGAUGCAGUAUUUCAUUGCAAAGAACCAUCUCUGUACUCUGCUACAGCUUGAGUUUUUACAGAAGUACCUCAGUCAAUGCUGUGGGGAUAUAGGGCUAGUCCUGGAACCUAUUUGUGUACCAAAAUCAUUAUGAUUCUGUAUGUGUUUUUUAAGUUUCAUUGCUAAAUGCAAUCAAGGGCUUUCUUUAAAUUGGCAUCAUUUAGGUAUACCAUUAAUGGGACAUUAUUUUCACAAUACUUUUUGCCUGCAAUAAAUUUGUGCAGUAAAUGGUUAUAAAAUGCCAUUCCCUUUUAAGAUUAGUAAUUUGUAUGUUAGGGAUGUAGUAUUUGGGUAGUAUAUUCACGAGGCUUUUUAAUUGUGAAAUUUAAAUAAUCUCCUUUGCUUUAUUUUGAGGUUAUACUGGGGUGAUCAGUUUUUAAGUCAGAUUUGGCAGCUACUCUUGUGUAGCACACAUGCUGAUUUUAACGCUGCUCUCCCAUCCUUUCCUGGAAUAGGAGGCUUCUGCACCUCACACCCAAGUAGAGGUCAGGGCCUAGAUUCCUUUUUUUUUUUUUUUUUUGCAGUAAGUACUCUUUGUAAUUUUUUUACUUUAGGUUUUAUAAAGUUUACUUUCCAUGAAUCACCAUACUACAUGACUCCCCAAUCCAAAAGCCUUUAGCACAACAAAAAAGAAAGUUACUUUAAAUCUUAAUCUUGAGCGCUUGUUGCAGUUUAGAAACUUAUGUAUAGAAGAGAGAGAACCUUUCCCCAACCAUUUGAAUCUGUACUGCUUAUGAUGAGUCUGCUUAACUAUUCUGUUGGUGAAAUCAGUUCACAAAGUGCUCCACACACUAGUGAUCAUUUGAUGUGGACAAUAGUCCAGUUUCGCAAAUUUCAAGUAAAAAAAUCUCUUGCCAUGUACAACAAUUGUGAAUUUUGUAACAAAGCUGUGCUAGGGACAUGAAAUGAAAACAAAUUAAAGCAGCCCUGCUUUCAGUCCCUUAGCAUACAUAUCCUGAACCCUUCUGCUCAUGCAGCACUUUGUGAAUGGUAAGGACAAAAUUAUAAUUUAUUUUCUUCCUAUUUCACAUUUUAAAUGCUUCCUCUUACUUUCUGGACACCAUAGUAGUUGCAGUCUUUAGGUGAUCUCACUUGAGCACUUUCUUCUAAGUUGUGUUAUGGGAUUCAUCUGUAAGGGAGGAAUAGUACUUGUUGCAAAAGAUACUGCACCUUCCAGAAUUCUAAUCUGGGUGGGAGGGAGAGGAGAGGGCAUUUUACUGGAGGUGGUUCUAUGCUUCCAGUAGACUCACUAGGGAAGUAACCAAAAGCACAGUGAUGAGGGGGUGUAUAUAGCUUGGUAUAUUGUUGCAAAUAAUAAAAAGCAUGAAUAUGAAACUGAAAGUUUGUACUUCAAGUGGGAUUAUAGGCAGCAGGGGAUGUUGUGGAUCUUCUGCUGCUUGUUCCACUCCCUAUUUAGAAUUCCUGUGGGGAGGGUGUAUGUGUGCAGGUGUGUGUGUGUUGUAAAAUCUCAAAUUCAUAGUAUUGAGUUGUGUUGGAGUUACCCAAAACACUUUAAAGGGGAACCUAAUGCAGUAGAGACAAGGCUCAUAUCAAGCUGCUGACAACUAAAUGCAGCCAAUAUACUUACUAAUUUAGAACUACAUUUUAAACACAGCAAUAACAGAAAGCAAAAGUUCUGGAUUUCAAGUCAAAUGUUAUGUGUUUAAACAACACUUUGAGUAUAGUUUAGGAGACAUUCCCAAAAUUGGUAACAUACAAUGUAGCCCUAUACAGAAUUACCUACGUCUCAACCCAUUAGAUUGUAUACGUCUGUAUAGGAUUGCACUGAUAGUAUCCCAGGUGUGUCUCUGAAAAAAGAAGGGGUGUUUUGUGGAACUACUGUUUGCCCAAGAGACUAGUAGAUGUAAUCAGCAAGUGUUAGCAGUAACCAAAUAAGAAGCUAACAAAGCUUCCAUUAAAACUGGCUAUAUAAAUGUUUAAUUAAAAACUUAGGUUGAGGCUACACAAAAAAUCUUAAGUACUCUGAAAGCUUAUGAAGUAAGAAUAAAAGGUGUGUUUGGUGUUGUGAUCGUGAUAAUGAGGGAUGGGGGAGGAGAGGAAGGGGAUUCACAAUAGCUGAAUUCCUGAAACUGAAAAGCCACUUAGAAUGCAACGCUUCUUCUAAUCUCUCUAAAAUUCAUGGUACAGCAUUUGCAUCCAAACAUUUCAUUGUCGGUUGGCUUCUCCACCAAGUCUUAAUUUCUGUGGUUAAAUCUGAAUUGGCAAGGCAAAUCAUUUGCUUGUUUCUGUAACAAGAACUUCCCACUGCUUGAGGCACUAUAUUGUAAAGCAGCUUUAACUUUGUCCUGGUUAAAAUGCAGGGAUCUUAGACGAUUCUCUUGUUACAUACAGAACAAAGUGUUUGUGAAAUCUGCUUGUAUGGAAACAUUAAGAUGAUAUUUAUAGACAACUACCCAGUAUUUAGUGGCUGCUUCUGAAAAACAGCAUUAAUUUUUUUUUUAAAGUUCUACUGUUUCUUCUGGUCAAUUGUGUCACUAUAUCAGCUUCCAGAUAGAUGUGAGGUUUAGCAUAGCCUUUUUCUUUGGGUAACCCAGGUAGAAAACAUCAACUUGUCCAAGCAGUAAACAAAUGCUUUUUCUAUCAUUGCAUGUUGAACAUAAAACCCACACAUCCAGAGCUUUGUGAGGGUGUUGAUGCAUAUACAUGGAGUUUCUCUGAAAGCAGCAUUUUCCAGCUGGCUUCAGUGAAGGGACAGCUUUUGUGUUUUCUGUUGCUCUCAAUAUAUGAGGCUUAUCCCCCCCCCCCGCCCCACCCCAUUUGAAGUGGAUGGAGAAAUGCAGGCAAGGAAACUCCAUGUUUGCAUUGAAACAUCUGUGAAGGAUUCUUGUGGUCAAGGUGUAAGUUUUCAUUAGAGUCAGGGAGAUACAAGGUCAAGGUUAUAAGAAAAAGAAGCCUGUUUUGCAUUAGUUUCUCAUAUGUUGGUCUUACUGUCUUUUUAGGCUAUUUGAAAGGGUUUUACAGCUAUCGAUAGAAAAUUAAGGUGGGAUAGUAUUCUCUAAGAGACAGGAGCAUCUGACCCUUUCUAAUGUGAUAGAAAAACAUUUGAGUAUCUUAGUGUCAGGAGCCAACUUAACAUAUCAAAGAAUUCUGAACAGUUUAACCUCUAAUUAUCCAACAUCAGUGUCUGUGUGACUUGUUUCCAAUCUGGUGUGACUUUUUGAGCACUUAGCAAGCAAACUGGGGAAGCUUCAUUUAGCUUGCUGCUGUACAGACUUGUUUUUAGUAGAACGGAUUUGUUAGUGGGAUUUUAUUGUAGUGCUAUUAUUGGCUGCCCUUGUGGGGUGAAAAGGGGGGAGUGCAUGCAACAGAGGUUCAAGAGGCCCCGGUAAUAGUGUUUGUUAUAAAAUAGGCACAGGUUUCCUUUUUUGAUAACUUUUUUUAAAGGAAAAAGAAACUGUCUUAACAGUUGUACUGGUACUUUUUUCCAAGUUUAGGUCAAUGUUGUCUUCCAGAACAAGUUUAAAGCAUCACAUCCACAUUGAACUAUUGCAUCAACACUUACAAGUGGCAAUUCCAUUCUGAGCCAAUUGUGUAAAAUUUGUUUUUAUUUUUAUGCAAUCCAAUGAGUAGAUGAGCUCAGAGUUAAAUUCUUAAAAGCACGUUUAUGUAACAGGAAUUGUUAUGUAUUAAUACUUCAGUUUUCAAUAAAGAUUGACUGUGUUGCUUAA
This is a messenger RNA of Eublepharis macularius, 5809 nucleotides long. It is a transcript of the gene FAM168B, whose product is annotated as family with sequence similarity 168 member B. The coding region runs from base 207 to 794 and encodes 195 amino acids. The record is from RefSeq and is a predicted model, not a curated record. The transcript has 7 exons. NCBI's taxonomy places the organism in Eukaryota, Metazoa, Chordata, Lepidosauria, Squamata, Eublepharidae.